Messenger RNA from Hyla sarda, 4161 nucleotides. RefSeq names its product activating transcription factor 5 (gene ATF5). The coding region runs from base 531 to 1472 and encodes 313 amino acids. Gene Ontology annotation, molecular function: DNA-binding transcription activator activity, RNA polymerase II-specific; RNA polymerase II transcription regulatory region sequence-specific DNA binding. Gene Ontology annotation, cellular component: nucleus. The transcript is spliced from 3 exons. Gene Ontology annotation, biological process: regulation of transcription by RNA polymerase II. NCBI's taxonomy places the organism in Eukaryota, Metazoa, Chordata, Amphibia, Anura, Hylidae. The record is from RefSeq and is a predicted model, not a curated record.
UAUGCCUGUCACAUUUUGUACUAAAAUAGUCCCUGUAAACCUCCCGUAGGGCUCAAAAAGAUCCAAAAAAGACACACAAAUACGUAAAAAAAAGAUUAAAUGUACUCUGUGAGCGAAAAAGCUAAUAAAAAUCCUGCAGGAGCCGUCACAGGGGUGUGUACGGUGACAGGUCACGGGGCUGCUGACUACCGAGCAGGUUCGAGUGGGUGUGUGAAGUGAAUUCCGCGGAGGGAUAUGGCGCUGAUGUCACCUCUGCUACCUACACCCUACAAAGUUAUGCUGUGUCCGAACUAGAAGCCAUAACCUCCCAGCAGAUCCGUCGUAGUCACACACACCGCUCUCGUAUAUGAGUCACCAUGGCUUUGUAGACCUGCACGACCACAAAACAAGUGUGCGAAUGCACUUGUGCUGCAACAACAUAACCGCAAAGAUGGCGUCUUUUAUCCCCUCUGCGCCUUCCGCUGCCAUCUCCAGCUGGAAUCGUGCUCCCGAACAGUUCUCCGGCCUAAACCUGAAUAAUUUCGGUCGAAAUGUCCCUCCUGGCAGCUUUGAACCUGGAUCUGGAGAUGUCGAUGAUGCCAGUUAGCACUCUGCACUGGCGGGCGGAUCUCCUUAAGAUCCCUGCUCAUGGAAAUCACUAUGAACAGCUUCCAGUGCACAUGGAAGACGGGGUGAAUAUGCACGGGGCUGAAGGAGGAUGCCUGGCAGGGGAUGGAUUCACGGACUGGAUGACGGAAAGGGUGGACUUUUCAUGUUUCUUGCCAGCAGCGGCGGAUCCAUCCUUGCCAGGGCCUCCUGCCCCGGACUUGGAGGUCAUGGCAACUCUCCUAAAAAAGGAGUUGGAGCAGAUGGAAGAUUAUUUCCUAGAGGAGACCCUCUCCCCUGGGCUUCCAAUGCCUCAUGACCAAGUGGCCCCCAGCACCCCGCCUUCUCAUGAAGUCCACUUCCUCUAUCCAACAUCUGAUCAACAACUUAGUGAUAGAGGAGUAGAGUUCCAGGCCUACAUUGCAGAAACACCAGCUCCUGCCCCCGUGGCACUGGACACACUGGAUUCUGGAUGCCUCGAGCUCCUGAACCUAUACCCAGAUGUUCCAAGUGAUUUCCCUCGAGAAAAUCAGCAGGAUUUUAUGGCGAUUACCAACCACACUGACCCGCCAGCACAAUCAAAACGACUCCACAGGCCUACCCCAUACGACCGCCCCACCACUUCAGCUGCCAGCUGUGCCACCUCACACCAACCAAGAGGUGACCGAAAGCAGAAGAAGAGAGACCAGAACAAGACAGCGGCACUUCGAUACCGCCAACGGAAACGUGCAGAAUAUGACGCGUUGGAUGAAGAAUGUCAAGGCCUCGAAGUCCGCAACAGAGAGUUGAAAGAGAAGUCUGAUUCGAUUGAAAGAGAGAUCCAGUAUGUAAAAGAUCUACUAAUCGAGGUCUACAAGGCCAGGAGUCAAAGGCUCCGCAGUAACUAGAUGUCCAAAAGAUAACACAAACUUUAUUAUGGAAAACAAGUUCCAGCCUGAAACACCGGACAUGAAAUUGUAAAAGUAACUUUGGGUCCUUUAAAAAGAUCUUUAUGAACAUUUUCUGAAAAAGUAAGAAUGUGAAUGUAUAAAAUCUACAGCUCCACCUACAGGCAAGGCAUUCAUUGCAUGUCAUUGUCUAACCUUACAAGAUUAAUGUCCACAGAUCUUUUUAAUCAACCCCAGGGCAUUUUUACAAGAUAGAAGCACUUAAAGGCAGAUAUUCACAUACACACUGACAGGUUGCACAUCUGCCAGAUAGUCCUACAAAGUGCAAAGCAGUUCUAGCAUCAACAGCGAAUGACUCAAACCAAUGACCUGAUCUGCUAACAUAGAUGAUCAUCAGAACAACCAGGAUUUUUAUGAAUGUGAUGUAGUGAGAUGGUUAAGGUGUCUUUUUAUUUCUCAAUAGCUAUAGAUUUAUGAGUGAAUAUAUGGUAAAAAUAUAUAUAUAUAUAUUUUGGUUUUAUGGGAAACCCCUUUAGCCCCCACCCACUCACCUCUACUAUGAAUGACCCUGCAAGUAAUAAAACAGAACAAUCCACUGCCAAUGACAAAAGAAAGUUCAUAAAGGACCAUCCUAGCCACAAUAAUGAAACCUAUUGUUCAUCAAAUAUUUAAUUAUUAAAUUGUCUAAUCACAAUCUUGCAACCUAUGGACAGAAACGUUGUCUGGCAAACAAUAAUGCAACAUUUCCAUCAGUUGGAAGAAACUGUUGUAUGGUCAGAUCACUAGUACCCACUCUAUAUAAUCUAUAUCCAUCUUACAGCUUGUCCAGUUUGUGUUUUGUGGAGAUUUCAAAGAGUGUCUCCCCCUCUGGAGGACUUGUCCUGUCCCGCAUUACACAGAAAAUCUGUUAAUUUUAAUGGGCACCAUGUAAUACUUAAUUUGCCCUGUGGGGGGGGACACUGAAAGGAAAGUGAGCACUUACCACCAGGUUUUCUAAUAGAUCAUAGCUGAUCACUGUGACACCACAGCUUAAGCAAGAGACUUUUAUAAUUAUUAUUAUUUUUUAACAAGUAGGGAUGGGCCAGGGUGUAGAACCCCUUUUAAAAGGGUUGUCCAGGAUUAGAGUGCAAUGUAACUGAUUUCUUCCGGAAACAGUGCCACUCUUGUUCUCAGUUUGUGCUUGGUUUUGCUCCUCAGUUCAAUAAGAGUCAAUGGAGCCAAGUUGCAAUACCACUAGUAACCUGAGGGCAGAUUUUGUGCUGUCUUUGGAAAAAGGAAGCAAUGUUUUUCUAAUCCUGGACAACCCCUUUAGGAUAUUAAAUACAUGAGUGAGUCAUAUUGUGUUAUUCUUUUUGUGCACAAUAUUGAUGAUUGACAAACUACCUCAAGUGCAGUUUAAAGUGUCUGCCAUUUGUAAACUUAUGGUGGAAUUGUGAAUUCUGGGAUUUGUGCAUGUAAAGGAAAUACAAUGGGACCACAACUCCUUUCCUACCUCUGAAGUUUAACAGGAUUCAACAUUAAUCCGUGUUAGUGUUCCUCAAUCUGUGGUCUCAUGCCCUGGUGGCCGAACAUCCACAGGUUGGGCGCCACUACUACUUAGACAAAUGAUGCUCAACCUGUGGCUCUUGUAAAACUACAAUUGCUACCGUCAUGCCCUGGAGACAGCAGGUAUAGUUUGAUGCAAGUUUUAGUUUUCCAAUAGCGGUAAAGACCAAGGUUGGAGAACCCUGAUUAACACAAACUCAUUCCACCUAUACAGUGAUCCCUCAACUUACAAUGGCUUCAACAUACAAUGGUCUUUUCUGGACCAUUGUAACUUGAAACCAGACUCGACAUACAAUACUACCGACAGUCCAGAUCUGUGAUACCUGUCAAUCAGAAUGGGCAAUUUACUGGUAAAACAUCUGUAUUACUGAAGUGUAUGCACUCACUGAUAUCUGGUAGCGCCCCCUACAGUACGGGGAGGUAUUAUAUGUUCUGUACACUUUACCUGUAUCAGGGUUAGCUGCUCCUCUGGACACCAGGUGAGGGUGACCCCAUGUAACUUUUUUAGGACAUUGCAUGUACUGUACAGGACUCUGAAGAAGCUCCUGUCCUCUACAUAGACCAGUGUUUCCCAAGCAGGGUGCCCCCAGCUGUUGCAAAACUACAACUGCCAGCAUGCCCGGACAGCCUUUGGCUGUCCGGGCAUGCUGGCAGUUGUAGUUUUGCAACAGCUGGAGGCUCCCUGCUUGGAAAACACUGACAUAGACAGUGAUUACAGCUCCCAGCAGAUCUUUAUUACUUUUAUAUGUAAGGAUUUGCUUUAUCUAUAUUAGUUUUCUACUUAUUUAUCUUUAAUCCUCACCUUUUCCUAAAUUUGGAAGACAUUUUGGUGGCUUCAGAACAAAUUACCAGGUUUCCAUAGAGUUCUGGUCUCAACAUACAAUGGUUUCAACAUACAAUGGUCGUCCUGGAACCAAUUAAUAUUGUAACUUGAGGGACCACUGUAUAUAAGUAGCAUCCUGAUUAUUCUUUUUGUCAUUGGUAUGAACACAUUUACACCACAUGGGUACAUUUUAGAUUUCUGGGGUUCGUGGACUCUAUUUCUGGGUUUGACAUAGGUGUGAUUUAAAGGAAACCAGGUAUUGUGGUUAUUUCUAGAAAAUACAAUGUAGUCCUUAAACAACAAAUAAAUGUUGUGUUGUCA